Lucilia cuprina (Australian sheep blowfly) is the source of this 1062-nucleotide messenger RNA. RefSeq lists its product as uncharacterized. The transcript is spliced from 3 exons. The record is from RefSeq and is a predicted model, not a curated record. Lineage: Eukaryota; Metazoa; Arthropoda; Insecta; Diptera; Calliphoridae. Gene Ontology annotation, molecular function: carbohydrate binding; galactoside binding. The coding region runs from base 58 to 1023 and encodes 321 amino acids.
AUAACGGUUGGUCUAUUUUAAACAAAAAAUUUAUUAAUUAAUAUAAAAUAAGCAAAUAUGUCAUCUAUAUUUCAAGGAACUUUAGCACGUAAUUUAGAAUAUGGACAUAAUUUAGAAAUCGGUGGAAAAGCACAACAUGAUGGCAGCUGGUUUAAGAUCACCGUGGCUUCUCAGCUGCCAGAGGAUGAUACCAACAUUGAUAUGGGUCUUCAGAUAUUGGUGUCUCUCAACAGCAAUAUGAUAACCUUUAUAACGGCUCAUAAUGAGUAUAAGGAAGAAUUGCAUCAUGAUUUUAAUACUGCUAUAUUUUUAGUGGAAUUUAAAAUUACCAUUGUAUUGUCAGAGCAUAAUUUUCAUAUUGCUAUCAACAAUAGACCCUGCACCAUUGUACCCUAUAGUUUGCCCUUAAAUAUUUUGAAUGCUGUAAAAAUAACCGGUCAUUUGGAUUAUAUUAAACAAGUAGAUCAUCGUAAAUAUUUUCCUUGCAUCUGGCCUCCUAUACAAAUUAACGAAGAAGCGGUAGACUUUAGUAAUGAUCAACCCAUGUCUUUUGAACCCGGUCAUGUUAUGGUAAUUAGCGCUUACUUGCUGGGUAAUUCCAAAGGCAGAUUUGUUUUACAAUUAAAAAAUGCUUAUGAACAACAACGCGAAGAGUUACAUGUUAGUGUACGUUUUGAUACACACAAGUUUGUGAGAAAUUCCAAGACCUCUAAGUGUGUAGACAAACGUACUGGUAUUGCCUAUUUGGGCUAUGACAACGAGGAAAUUGAUGACGGUUUUCCUUUUUCUGAUUUCGAAAGCCCCUUUAAACUGGCAAUUGCUUUUACCGAAACCGAAUGUUAUAUAGCCAAAGAUGGACAAUUUUUAUGCCGAUUCCAUUUUAGAACUCCUAAUGUUUUGCAAGAUAUAGUGGGUCUUAAGAUCCGAGGUAUAGAUGGUGUUAUGGUGCGGGUCAGUGGUGUUGAACAUAUUCAAUUAAAUGAUCCUCAGUGUAUAGGUUUCGAAAGUUACUCUAGUUUUUGAGUAGAAGGCAAAAGAGUCUUAUUUAUAAACAUUUAUUAA